This is a messenger RNA of Saitoella complicata NRRL Y-17804, 1092 nucleotides long. RefSeq lists its product as uncharacterized. The transcript has a single exon. Gene Ontology annotation, molecular function: transcription cis-regulatory region binding; protein binding. The record is from RefSeq and is a predicted model, not a curated record. NCBI's taxonomy places the organism in Eukaryota, Fungi, Ascomycota, Saitoellomycetes, Saitoellales, Saitoellaceae. Gene Ontology annotation, cellular component: Set1C/COMPASS complex. The coding region runs from base 1 to 1092 and encodes 363 amino acids.
AUGACCCCUAUCGACGAGAGCGCCGAGGCCACACAACUGUUCCGUUUCUCGGCCGACUAUCUACGGAACCGACGAAGCUUCUGGUAUAUGCCAUGUGUUCCAGCACCUCUGAUGCCAAGCAUCGUUUACAGUUACACGGAAGUACCCCCUUACGGCCCACGAAUCAACUGGCACGAUAUGAGUCCGGCAGUGUUAUUCGACAAAGAUGGACUAACGGUAACGACGGACAGAGGGUUCCGAAUGGCGCGAGCAAAUGUGAUGUUGCGCGAGGGCAGUUGGUAUUUCGAAUGCAAAGUGCUUCGUGGUGGAGGAGAUCAGGGUGGGCACGUACGAGUAGGCUUGGCGCGAAGAGAGGCAUCGCAGGAAGGUCCAGUCGGAUCAGAUGGGUACUCGUACGGUCUCCGUGACCAGGAAGGCCAGAAGGUUCACUUAUCCCGACCACGGCCUUUCAUGAGCGAGUCAUUCGGCACUGGCGAUGUCAUUGGCAUUCAUGUCCAUCUCCCAACACUCGCCUCACAAUACCCUGACAAGAAAGUACCACAUCCUUUUCGACAUGAUCGAUAUCCCAUUCGAUGGAAAGGUCAGCUAGCAUUUGAACUGCCGGACUAUGCCGUCUCAAAAGCAAUGGACAAUCUUAUGGACCCCGUGCUGAAUGGGAAAAAGGCGGCCGAGCCCCCGACAUUACCGGGAUCCUUCAUCAAGGUGUACAAGAACGGUAAACCCAUGGGCACAGCCUUCGAAGACCUCUAUUCCUUCAUGCCGCCCAAUUCAACACAAAAUAACAAGGAAGAAUCAAUAGACGAUGGCAUGCUUGGAUAUUAUCCGGCCGUGAGCGUGUUCCGGAAAGGCAUGAUCAAGUUCAAUUUUGGGCCAAAUUUCGACGCAUCACCUGAAGACGGACUGCUUCAGGACAAGAAAGCCAAUGUUCGAGCAGUACACGAACGAUUUGAUGAGCAGAUAGCGGAGGAUGUGACAUGGGAUAUCGUCGAUGAAGUCAUCUACUCGGAGUAUGAUGCAACAGAGGAGGCUGCGACAGGGAACGCGCAGGCCAACCUGAAAACAAAAGGGAUCAAGACGCUUCUUGAUGAUUAG